Molecule: messenger RNA, 384 nt
Organism: Fraxinus pennsylvanica
Lineage: Eukaryota; Viridiplantae; Streptophyta; Magnoliopsida; Lamiales; Oleaceae
Source: the annotation of a GenBank genome assembly
AUGCAAAACCACUCACCCUUUUUUCCUCAAAAUCUGUUUUCUGGGUUUUCUUCAAGUUUUUCUGCAAAUAAAGUUCCUGAAACAGGCUUUGUGAAUGUGAUUCUCCCUUAUGCAGAGGUAACCUGGAAUCAAGAUGAUGUUAUUGGAAAUGAAGUGAAAUUGGCAAGUGAAAGUUUUGAUCUAAGAGAGAGGAGAGAGAAAGGCCAGUCCAAUGGCUAUUUGAUCAAGGGUCAGUGGACAGAAGAAGAAAAUGGGAAAUUGACAAAGUUAGUAAUGCAAUAUGGUUCAAAAAGUUGGGCUGUGAUAGCUGAGAAAAUGGUGGAGAGAGCCGGACAGUGUCGUGAGCGAUGGCUUCAUCAUUUGCGUCCUGAUAUCAAGGUUUAG